AUGUUGUUUAAAUUUAGUUAGCUUGUAAAGCAACCAGAGAUUUAUGAUGCUUAGCUAUUAUCUAAAAUAUGCCCAUUAUAAUUAAAACACAAAUAUUUAAUAUUAGAAUAGAAAAUAAAGUAGGCAAAAGAAUUGGAGCAUGAAAUCUAUAAGAUGAAAGAUGAAGACCAAGGUUGGAAAAAAUUAAAGAUCAGUUUAGAAUUCACUCCCUAGAACACUCUGAAUAGUAAAUUCAUAAUCAUAAGGCAUGCUUUGGCAUGGCAUAAUUAUUUUAAAAGAGUAACAGAAUUUAAGGAUUCAAAUAUCUAUCAUUAUGAUUUGAUUGAUCCUCCUUUGCAAUAUUUAGGCACUAAACAAUGUGAUAAAUUAAAGUUAGAAAUUAAUAAAUUGGAAUUUGAUAAAGUCUAUGUGUCACCAUUAGCAAUACAAACAACUCAACUAUUGUUUUGUAACCAUCCAUAGAAGGAGAAGAUUUAAUUUAUCCUAUGUCCAGAUAUUUGCGAGAAAAUAAGCACCAUAAAUUCAGUUUAUAAAUGGGGCACCCUUACAUAACUAUUAAAAGAUAAUGGAAAUCCAAUUCAAUUUGAUUUUAGUUAGAUGCCAGAUAAUCUUGAGUUUUGGCAAUUCAAUUUAUUACAAAAAAGUUACGACUUAAGAGAUUGCUAAGCAAAUAAGGAAGAUUUCGAAAGAUUCAUAGUUGAUGAGUUUGUCAGAAAAGGAUCAAGCUUUUAAUUAGAACACGGCAGGGGUGUAAUCAGUAGAGUGUAAGGAUUUGUAAACAAAAUAAAAGAAGAUCAAACUUAAAGUAAAAUUGGUAUCGUGACACAUUUUCAAAUUAUAAAAUCAAUAUUACAAUGUAGCAGAUAAAGAAUAGAUUUUAAAUUUGGAAAUGGAGCUGUGUUUGGACUUAAUUUGUGA
This is a messenger RNA of Paramecium tetraurelia, 918 nucleotides long. RefSeq lists its product as uncharacterized. The record is from RefSeq and is a predicted model, not a curated record. NCBI's taxonomy places the organism in Eukaryota, Ciliophora, Oligohymenophorea, Peniculida, Parameciidae. The transcript has 5 exons. Gene Ontology annotation, molecular function: phosphatase activity. Gene Ontology annotation, cellular component: cytoplasm.